AUGUUGCUGGAGCGGGUCCGCGCCGGCUCGGAGAAGGCAGCGGAGCUCUGCCCCUUCCCGCGGAGCCCAGAGAUCCCGCUGUGCGCCGGCUGCAACCAGCACAUCGUGGACAGGUUCAUCCUCAAGGUCCUGGACCGGCACUGGCACAGCAAGUGCCUGAAAUGCUCCGACUGCCAGACGCAGCUGGCCGAGAAGUGCUUCAGCCGCGGGGACGGCGUCUACUGCAAGGAGGACUUCUUCAAGCGCUUCGGGACGAAGUGUGCCGCCUGCCAGCAAGGCAUCCCCCCGACCCAGGUGGUGCGCCGGGCCCAGGACUUCGUUUACCACCUGCAUUGCUUCGCCUGCAUCGUCUGCAAACGGCAGCUGGCCACCGGCGACGAGUUCUACCUCAUGGAGGACAGCAGGCUGGUCUGCAAGGCAGACUACGAGACGGCCAAGCAGAGAGAGGCUGAGUCCACGGCCAAGAGGCCCCGCACCACCAUCACGGCCAAGCAGCUGGAGACCCUCAAAAACGCUUACAACAACUCGCCCAAGCCGGCGCGGCACGUCCGGGAGCAGCUCUCCUCGGAGACGGGGCUGGACAUGCGGGUGGUGCAGGUCUGGUUCCAGAACCGCCGGGCCAAGGAGAAAAGGCUGAAGAAGGACGCGGGGAGGCAGCGGUGGGGUCAGUACUUCAGGAACAUGAAGCGGUCCCGGGGGACCUCCAAGUCCGACAAGGACAGCAUCCAGGAGGAGGGGCCCGACAGCGACGCCGAGGUCUCCUUCACAGAUGAGCCCUCUAUGUCCGAAAUGAGCCAUUCCAAUGGGAUUUACAGCAAUCUCAAUGAAGCGUCCCCUGCUCUGGGGAGACAGGCUGGGACCAACGGGAGCUUUGCUCUGGACCACAGCGGCAUCCCAGCUCAGGACCAGUACCACGACCUGCGAUCCAACAGCCCCUACGGGAUACCCCAGUCACCAGCUUCCUUGCAAGCACUGCCCGGCCACCAGCCUUUAAUCUCCAGCUUGGUUUACCCAGACAACGGCUUGGGCAUCAUGGGACAAAGCGGACAAGGGGUGCCCCAGUCCAUGAGGGUCCUGGCCGGGAACGGACCCAGCUCCGACCUCUCCACCGGCAGCAGCGGGGGAUACCCGGAUUUCCCUGCCAGCCCGGCCUCUUGGCUGGAUGAAGUCGACCACGCUCAAUUUUGA
Gavia stellata (red-throated loon) is the source of this 1188-nucleotide messenger RNA. RefSeq names its product LIM homeobox 3 (gene LHX3). The transcript is spliced from 6 exons. The record is from RefSeq and is a predicted model, not a curated record. Gene Ontology annotation, molecular function: RNA polymerase II transcription regulatory region sequence-specific DNA binding; DNA-binding transcription factor activity, RNA polymerase II-specific. Bases 1 to 1188 code for a protein of 395 amino acids. Lineage: Eukaryota; Metazoa; Chordata; Aves; Gaviiformes; Gaviidae. Gene Ontology annotation, cellular component: nucleus. Gene Ontology annotation, biological process: regulation of transcription by RNA polymerase II; neuron differentiation.